Molecule: messenger RNA, 8091 nt
Organism: Polistes canadensis
Lineage: Eukaryota; Metazoa; Arthropoda; Insecta; Hymenoptera; Vespidae
Gene: Liprin-gamma
Product: kazrin
Exons: 16
Coding region: 367-3822 (1151 amino acids)
Molecular function (GO): protein binding
Source: RefSeq, a predicted model, not a curated record
UCUUUUUUCUCUUUCAUUCUAACUUUUGUAUGAGAAAAAAUUUGUCUUUUACUUUCUUUGUCUUAUCUUCUCUUCUCUUCUCUCUUUUAUUACGCUACAUCGAAAUCGUAUUGAAAUAGAGGAUGAAGGAAAGCUUACUACUUCACAACGUUCACGAAUGGCGAGUGUAAUUUGUGGGUUUUCCUCGUUUUGUGAGAUCCGGACAGGUGUGUGCUUCGUAACCAUUGGCAAUACUUUAUUGGUACUUUCCCCUUCCAUUGUAUUGAAAACUAACGGACAAAAAUCCACAAACAUGAGCUUGCAAACUAGCCCACCUUGGAUUUAAUCGAACGCAUCCUCGCAGAUGCACAGACAAAACUGUUCGUCAUGGUGGAGGAGAACGCAGGGACGGGAGCACGACUGGAUGGGGAGUUGCAACGUGGAAGAGGAGAGAACGCAAUCUUACGUGGAGAAUCACGGGACGUUGUAGUUAGUACAUCGUCAUCAUCAGGAACGGUAACAGCAGCAGUAGCAGCAGCAGCAGCAGCAGCAGCAGCAUUGAACAAUAACGGUGGUACUACGAGUAACAGCAAUCUGGCUAACAUUGGUGGUAUAAGCAGUAACAACAAUGCAUCAUCACCAGCAGCAGCAGCAGCAGCUUCCAGUGGUAUCGGUAAUCCAAAUCUCUGUCAAGAGGCAAGCGAACCCCAAGCACACACGCAGGAAGAUGGUAAAAGGUUCAGUGCGAAUAGCAGCCCUAUUGAGAAGAGAAGUUCGGCAAGUGAUAAAUCCGUUAGUCCGAUCGAUAAGAAAAAUAGUCCCAUCGAUAGGAAGGACAGGUCCAGUCCAAUAGAUCGAAAAAGUAGUCCCAUAGAAACUCGAAACAGUUCGCCCUGCCGAAGUCCAAGCGAGAAAACUCGAAGGUCAUACGCGUUGAAUCGCGAUAAGACACGACUCGGUGAAUCCGGGAGGAAUCUAGAUUCACGAUCUAGAAGUGCCAGCCCCGAUAGGGGUUCAUCUAACAGGACCUCCUUUCUACAUCGUGGUUGUAGCGACCUUUCCGGCGUGGAAAGGCUUCGAAUCUCAACCAAUCCGGAUUCUUUAAGAUCGAGGAGAUUUUGUAGAGUUACGACCGAUCCGGAAACUGAUGUUCGUAAGGAUAUUGUCGAUAAUGACGUUAGACCGGAAGAAGAUAAUGAACCACCCGAUCCAGCACCUGGAAGUAGACCUGCUUCGCCUGCUAAUUCUUUGGGAAUUUGCAACGAGAGCGUCCUUGAUACAAGAUUAUCGAUUCUUCAUGGCAGCGGAAGUAGCGGUGGUGCCGUGGAAUUGGCUAGCGCUAGAAGAUUGCGAUUGGAAAACGAAAGAUUAGUAGCUGAAGUUGCAAGGUUGAGGAGAUUGUUACUCAGCGGGGCUGCUCGUGGCGAGGUCGGAGCAGAAGAUACGGCAUUGGAGGAAGAGGCACGCUUUGUCGCCCUCGAAAUGGAAUUGCAACAUACGAAGGAAGCCUUGCAGGUUCUUAAAGCCGAUCGUAAACGAUUGAAGGCUGAAAAGUUUGAUCUGCUCAAUCAGAUGAAAGCUUUGUAUGGUACCCUUGAAGACAAGGAACGAGAACUGCGUGAUUUUAUACGUAAUUACGAACAGCGUAUGCGAGAAAACGAAGCUACGUUGGGACGUUUUCAACAGCAGGAAGGUGGCAUAUCCACGGAGGAGCGCGAAAGAGAACGAGAGAGGGAACGUUGGAGUCUUAUAAGAGCAGCGAGAGAUGAGGCAGAUCGAAGUCUAAGUCUUGCUGCGAGUUUGGCUGACAAAGAAGUUGCAUUAUCGCAUGCACGUGCUACUAUCAAAGAGCUUCAACGACAAUUGAUGGGCGGUGGCGGUGGUGGGUGUUUGAGCGAUCAGGAGUCUUUAGUGUCCUUCCCACGUGGCACAGUUAAUGGGGUCGCAACUCCAGGUGCUGGAAGUAACAGUGGCGUUGGUGUUGGUGUUGUUGGUGGUAGUGGUAUCAUCCCUCAUAUCAAUUCUCAGCCACCCUUAGGGACUACGGAGUUGGGGGUGGCCAGUAAUAUGAGUGGUGGUGGUACAGGUGCAAUUUCCUCGGGUGGACAAGCCGGAGAUCGUGGUAGCUGUAGUGCGGAUAGUGGUGUGCGUGGAUCCAGCGAUCGAGAAAGUGGUGGUGCGACCAGUAUCGGUGGAAAUCUUUCAGAUUCUACGACCGACGGAACACCGACUAUUACGAUCGAAGGAAGCGGUCCCGACAUGGACAACAUCUCAGUGGUAUCCUCCGUAGCACCUUCCCACAUGUAUCAGUCGACGACACCAAAGGAUUGUAGUCCCACGCUGUCACCACUGAAUGCAUUUUCAAGAUCUGCAGACAACACUUCGUUAUCGCGAUCGGUGGAACAAUUGUCGAGUCCUUUAGAACCCGAACCAAGAAGAAGCAAACAAGUACCAACAGUAGCAGCACCAACAACACAUUCACGCUCUUCCGCUACUCGAGGUGGUACAUGGGGUUCCAUAUCAAGGGUUUUCGCACGAUCACGAAAUCGAAAAAGUGCGAACACUUCCAGCGGUGGAAGUGGAGCUAACGAAUCCUCGGAAGGAUUCGAUCCUUAUAGAGCAUGGUCGUCCCCAUUAACCGAAGAAAGUUAUGCCGAGAAGCUUCGUUUGUUGAGAGAAGCUGCUUCAGUACCAAUGGAACGAUGGAGAGCACCAACUGUUUUGGCAUGGCUCGAAGUUGCACUUGGUAUGCCACAAUAUGGUCCGAGGUGUGCAGAAAAUAUCAAAUCUGGCAAGGUUCUUCUUGAGCUAAGCGAUGCAGAGUUAGAAGCAGGAUUAGGUGUGACUCAUCCUCUUCAUAGAAAAAAAUUGCGGUUAGCUAUCGAAGAACACCGACAUCCUAAUCUGGUUAGGUAUCCUUGUAUAGCACAACUUGGUCACACCUGGGUUAGCUCAGAGUGGUUACCUGAUCUUGGGUUAGCACAAUACUCGGAAAGUUUUGCUACCAACAUGGUCGACGCGCGUAUGCUCGAUCAUUUAAAUAAAAAAGAAUUGGAAAAACUUCUUGGCGUUUCGAGGAAGUUUCAUCAAGCUAGUAUCGUACACGGAAUACAUUUGUUGAGAAUGUUAAAUUACGAUCGUCAGGCACUCGCUGUUAGGAGACAUCAAUGCGAACAAGUGGACACGGAUCCUUUGGUGUGGACCAAUCAAAGGUUUAUACGAUGGGCUCGUAACAUAGAUUUGACCGAAUAUGCUGAAAAUUUGAAAGAUUCAGGUGUACAUGGUGCUAUCGUAGUAUUGGAACAAUCCUUCUCAGGCGACACUAUGGCUACAGCAUUGGGUAUACCACCUGCCAAACACAUGAUCAGGAGACAUCUUUCUGCUGAACUCGAAGCCCUCGUUUUACCAGCAAGAAGUCAACUGGACGUGGUCCCCAAGGGCAGCACUGUCAGAGGUCGUCAAAUGAGUACCAUGAGCGCUGGAGGUAGUCUAAAUCGUGGAAGCAGAGCACUACAUCAACACCAUCAAACAUCACUUUCGGCUCUUCAUAUGACGGCUAAUCAUGUUGGCACUGUUGAUAGACGGAGAUCCAGUCUUAGGUUAUCGUGGAUGAACUCACAGGGUUCGUUGAGUCGAGCGUUUGGUCUGCGACCGAAAAGUGAAAAGGCGUCGCCAUCUUCCUCAUCGGAUACCGGAAGUCUUGCUAGUCAAUGUCAAUACAUGAACAGUGUGAGAAGUAAUUCACCGGCACCGGAGAUCACCGUUGGAAAGAAACAUCGUCGUGUUAAAAGUAUCGGUGACAUCGAAUACAUAACUAACGUUGCAGUAAACACAGCAGUCUGACAAGAGGAUAGGCUCCAUCAUCCGGGGCCUUAUAGAAGUUUAAGCGAACGUGGUUAUUCCUCGUCAUAUUCAUCGUCCCAAUGUAGCUCAUUCUCCGGUUACAGCAACGUACUUGCCGACGAUCAAUAUCAAUGCGAAUCAAUAUCCGCUGGUAAUUAUUAUCAAUUACAAAGCAGCUCUUAUUCCCCGCAAAGCAUAGGCCAACCAUUCCCCGGUGUACAAAGGUAUGGUAGCCUAGCUGAAGAAACUUGGCAAUCUUCCACUAAGGAAGACAACAAUAUCAAGAAGAAGAAUCAACGAACUUAUCUCGAAUAAAUUUACGCGUUUUUAUUUUUUUAAUUUAUUAUUAGAUUGGUCAAUUAUUUUCUUUAAAUAUAUAUAUGACACGAUAUUAAAAUUACACAUGGAUUCAGUAUUUCUAAAUAUAUUUAUUGGCCGAUCUAAUAUAAAUCUUGGGGGUGUACUAUAAGUUGAUUUAUUGAACACUGCAAAAGUUAGAUUAAUGUUUUGUUGUUGUGAAAGGGUGACAUGGUAGACCCUUCAUUUUUCAACAAAAGUUCAACUAAAAAUUCAUAUCUUGGAAUGAUAAACUAAACACUGUGUCAUUUUAUUAAUUAAUCAAUAUGAAUUUUUGAUUUAUUUUUUGGGUAAAGAACCUUUUAGAAUAUCCCUCUAUUCAAAUUACUCGAGAAAAAAUCUGAUUGUGAGUUAUCUCUCAUAAGACUAGGUUUUGUUUUAUAAUUAGUCAAAAAGUAAAAUCUUAUUAUACGAAUCUCUAACGAAUUUAAUUUUAUUACAAAAAUAUAAAAAUAUAUGACCCAUAAUUCGCACAAUAACGAACUUUUUACAACCACUGGCUUACAAUAAUUACUGAGAAAUUGUUUUUAUUUUUCAAAAACAAAACAACUGGCCUAUAAAUCCUCAUCAUACUAUAUUUAAAAAAAAAAAAUAAAAUGAAUAUCUGUGAUUCAUUUGACUUAAAAUUCAUCCUUUACAGUAUUGAUGAAAUAAAUGAUAAUCGCGUUGAACAACGAAUUUCAUUAUUUCGCAUCAUACAAACAAGAUGAUCUAUGUUUUUUAUGUUCUACCGGUACUAAUUCUAUUAUAUAUACCUGCCACAUAACAGAUACAAUUAAUAUGAUAAUAAUAUGAUAAUAAACGCAUCAUACAUAAACGCAUAAUUAUGUCGGUAAUUAUGACAGUGAGCUAAGUAAAAAAAAAAUUGGAAAAAUGAAUUUUAUGAUUAAUUUGAUACUGAAGUGAUUUAUAUUAUAAAAUAAAUCAUCUAAUAAAUUUGUAUAAUUUAUUGACUUAGGUCACUAUCAUAAUUACCUUGACAAAUAUAAAAAUGAUUGUCUUCAUUAAUUGUCCAUAUUUAAUAUAAAUAAUCGGAUCAUUGAGUGUAUAUAACAAUAAGAAAACGAAAAAAUUGUCUCUCUAAUUAAAUGAUAGAACUCAUUUAAUCUUAGAAUUAGAAAAACCAGGCAAAUGAUUCAAAUGAUUUAGAAUUAGCCUAAAAAAUUAAUUAUGAAGAAGAAGAAAAAAACAAAAUUAGUUUUGUCAAGUGCAUAUCCAAAACAAACAAAAACCUGAAUGACGUUAAAGAAAAAAAUAAAUAAGCACAAUAAUAUGAAAAUGAUGAAUAAACAUAAGAACAAAAUAUUUCUAAUAUUCUAAGAAAAGAGGGAUUCCCAUUUAUAAUCUGCUGCAUCUCCCAUUUGAUGUAAAACUAAUCGUAAAUGUUGCUAUUGUGUAAUUAAAUGAAAGAAAAACAAAAACGCGUUUUGGUUAGAUUACGUUUUAAUUAAUCAAAUAUAAUAAUCAACAACACGUCGUCGAGUUAUACAAAUAUUCGAAUACUUUUAUUACUAAUUAUUAUAAAAAAAGAAAACCAUGAGAAUAUUAUUUCGCGUUUUCGUUCUUUCAUUUAUUUGUUUGUGCUUCCCUCUCCAUUUUUGUGUUCGUAAACUAUUUAAAAAAUGAAUAUAAUAAUAAUAAUAUAUAAUAAUAAUAAUAAUAAUAUAUAAUAAUAGAUAUGAUGAUGAUGAUGAUGAUGAUGAUGAUAAUGAUAAUAAUGAUGAUGAUGAUGAAAUGAAGAUGUUGAUUGUCACGUCGGUUACCGGAAACCAGCGUUUGUUCUAUCGAUCGGGGGAGGGGGGCCAUGGGGGUCAUCGGUGCCCGGCGUUGCUAUGUUGUUUUAUAUUUAAUCUUAGAAUCGUGGCCUCUAAGAUAAAACGUGUCAAACAUGCGUGUCAAUCAACAUAUUAAUGAUAAAUAAUUUCGGGGAACAAAAAAUUCAUUCUUAACGAAAUUAUAACUAAUCCCAAACGCACACAUACUCUGAAAAUUAUACAUAUGCAUAUACAUAUAUAUUUAAAACAAACAAAGCAUAAAGAAAAUUGUAUACAAGUGUUUAUGUGUCUCUCGUGUAAGAGAUAAAUAAUAUCCUUGUUGCUCUAAUCUGAUAGAAAUGCACAAAGUAAGAUUACUGAAUUCAUGUUCUAAAGCAUAAUUUGCUAAGUGGCUUACUAAUAAAAAGUGGGUUUUGAAUGAAUAUAUUAAAUACGACGGAAGAAAACAGAGAAGAAAGGAGGGUGAAAAAGGUAGGGUAGGGGGAAAAUAAAAUGUGUAUAAUCUAUGAUUAAAAAUAUCAUAUCACAGGAAUUAAAAGAACAAAAAAAUAUUGUAACGAUUGUACUGCCUUGUUGUAUCAGUAUUCCACUAUUCCAAUUAACGAGAGGAUUAGUUUGAAAAGUUUUUAGCCUCGAUGUAAAAAAACAAAACUAAGAAAUAAAAGUAAACCGACCGAAAAAAAAAAAAAAAAGCAGAAUUGUUUCCAUGUUGGGCUCAAGACUUUUCAAUCCACCCACUUAAAUGAUUGAUACUCCUUGCAAGCUGUUUUUAUGAAGGGAGAGAGAUGAGAAACAAAAGUAAUAAUAUUAUUAAUAAUAAUAAUAAUAAUAAUAAUAAAGACAAAAUAAAUAAAUAAAUAGCUUUUAUUUAUCCAUUGCGUAUCAAACACAAAAAUAAGAGAAAAGGAAACAAAAAAAACAGAAGAAAUAAAAAAAAAGGGGCCACUAUGAAAAAAAAAAUUAUAACAAAGGACAAUGAAAGGUAAAUGUAUUAUGGUAUAGUGGAAGAAAAAACUUACAAUUAUAAACGUAAGAUGGAAAUAUGACAAUAUAUUAUCAAAUGGAGGAAAAAAUAUGUCGUGAAAUAAUUUUUAAGAAACGAACAAUGUAAAUUUUGAAGAAAUGAGAUUCAAUGAUAUUGGUGACUUACUUAUGUGUGUUUCUAUUUCUUAUGUUUAUCGAACAUUAAGUAUUAACAACGCGUAUUUUUUAAUAAUUACGAUUAUAAUAUUUACUUAAAUGCAUAAAAAUACACUUACGAGUGCACAAUCGUAUUGUAUUUCGAUUACAUUCCAUUGUAGCUUUGGCUCACCGUGUGUUAUUACGAAUAUAAUUUUGACGACGUUACAAAGGAUCGAUUGAACAAUUUUGAGCCUAUUCUUUUUUAAAACAAUUUUCAGACUAUGUCGAAAAAUAAAAAAGAAAUUAAAUUUUAUUGGAAAACAAUAGUUUCUAUAUUAGGCUCAAGACUUUUCAACCCACCCAGAUAGUUUUUAGAUUCGAGUCUUAAUUACUAAAAAAAAAAAACACAAUCAUAGGUAAAUAUUUAGCUGAUAUUUAGCGACAAGUUUGAAAAUACAAGAGUGUCAUAUAUAAUAAUAAUAAUAAUAUUAAUAAUAAUAAUAAUAAUAAUAAUAGUAUAAACAAGUUAUACAGAGAUAUAUAUUAUACACAUAAUCGACACAUUUAAGACCACGAUAAAAUAAUUGGGUUCAAUUAUGAUUCCCUGUACGAUUAAAAAAAAAGAAAAAAUAAGAAAUUACUUACAAAAAAAAUGAAAGAAAGAAAUAACUGCCGAUACAUAAUUGCGUUUGUUCUUAUAAAAUUUCAUUUAUACGACAAUACGAGGUUGGGUUGAAAAGUUUCGAGCCUAUUCUUAUCUAGAAAAGAAAAAUAUGACAAAAUUUGUUUCCACGUUAGGCUCAACAACUUUUGUUCACCCCAUCCACGUAUUUCUUUUUGAAGACAAAUAUUUUUUUAAUACUAAUUACAUUUUUCGUAACUUUGAAAAUAAUUUUCACUGACAAUGAUAUUAUACAAUUCUAUUAAUGUUGACUAAACUCCAUAUUAAAUUUUGUAGAAAGUUCAAAUGAUGCGCGUGUUUCGUUAGAAGAGUAUUAAAACGAAUUAUGGAAGA